AUGGGUGCCAACGACACGCCGGCUUCCACCUUCAGGUACAACGAGAAGCCAGUGUACACCACCUCCAAUGGCGCCCCCAUUGAGAACCCUGAGGGCUGGCAGCGGCCCGGUACCAUUGGGCCCCUGCUGCUCCAGGACUUUCACUUGAUCGAUACCCUCGCCCACUUUGACCGCGAGCGUAUUCCCGAACGUGUCGUCCAUGCAAAGGGUGCUGGCGCAUAUGGCGUGUUUGAGGUCACCCAUGACACCAGCGACCUCUCGUCCAUCAACAUGUUCGACACUGUUGGCAAGAAAACCAACUGCGUUGUCCGCUUCUCAACCGUUGGCGGCGAAAAGGGCUCAGCCGACACUGCUCGUGAUCCCCGUGGCUUUGCCUUGAAGUUUUACACAGAGGAGGGCAACUGGGACUGGGUAUACAACAACACCCCCGUCUUCUUCAUCCGUGAUCCUACCAAGUUCCCACUCUUCAUCCAUACCCAGAAGCGAAAUCCACAAACAAACCUCAAAGAUGCUACCAUGUUCUGGGAUUACCUCUCUACCCACCAAGAGGCUAUCCAUCAGGUCAUGACCCUGUUCUCCGACCGAGGCACUCCCUACUCAUACAGGCACAUGAACGGAUACUCAGGUCACACCCACAAGUGGACUAAGCCUGAUGGGUCUUUUGUUUAUACUCAGGUCCACCUCAAGACUGAUCAGGGCAUCAAGACGUUUACUGGUGAAGAGGCUGCCAAGAUGUCUGCCGAGAACCCAGACUGGAAUACUCAAGAUCUCUUUGAGUCUAUUCAGAAGGGAGAGUAUCCCAGCUGGACCGUCUAUGUCCAGGUUCUCACCCCUGAGGAAGCCGAGAAGUUCAAGUGGAACAUUUUCGAUUUGACCAAGGUUUGGCCUCAGAAGGACGUACCCCUGAGACCGUUUGGCAAACUUACUCUCAACAAAAACCCCGAAAACUACUUCGCCGAGAUCGAGCAGGUUGCCUUCUCUCCCUCUCAUUUGGUGCCCGGUGUUGAGCCUUCCAUCGACCCUGUGUUGCAAUCUCGACUGUUCUCCUACCCCGACACCCAUCGUCACCGUCUGGGUACCAAUUAUCAGCAGAUUCCUGUCAAUGCGCCCCUCAAGGCAUUUAACCCCUUCCAGCGUGAUGGCGCCAUGGCCAUCAAUGGCAACUAUGGUGCCAAUCCUAACUAUCCUAGCUCUUACAGACAGUUGACUUACAAGGCCGUCAAGCCUUCCGUCACUCAUGAGUCGUGGUCCGGCGCUGCCGUCCAUGAGCUCUUCCAGGAAGUCAACGAUGAUGAUUUCGUGCAAGCAAAGGGUCUCUGGGAUGUGCUCGGCCGUACGCCUGGCCAGCAGGAGAACUUUAUCUCAAACGUUUCCGGUCAUCUCGCCGCCGCUCACCAAGACACUCGUACCAGAACCUACGAGAUGUUCUCAAAGGUGGAUGCUGAUUUGGGCAGCUCCAUUAAGGAGCAGACGGAGAAACUUGUCAAAUAA
Trichoderma aggressivum f. europaeum is the source of this 1491-nucleotide messenger RNA. RefSeq lists its product as uncharacterized. Gene Ontology annotation, biological process: hydrogen peroxide catabolic process; response to hydrogen peroxide. Gene Ontology annotation, molecular function: catalase activity; heme binding. Gene Ontology annotation, cellular component: cytoplasm; peroxisome; mitochondrion. The coding region runs from base 1 to 1491 and encodes 496 amino acids. The record is from RefSeq and is a predicted model, not a curated record. The transcript is spliced from 2 exons. Lineage: Eukaryota; Fungi; Ascomycota; Sordariomycetes; Hypocreales; Hypocreaceae.